Messenger RNA from Triplophysa dalaica, 1160 nucleotides. RefSeq names its product myelin protein zero-like 3 (gene mpzl3). The record is from RefSeq and is a predicted model, not a curated record. Bases 107 to 847 code for a protein of 246 amino acids. Gene Ontology annotation, cellular component: membrane. NCBI's taxonomy places the organism in Eukaryota, Metazoa, Chordata, Actinopteri, Cypriniformes, Nemacheilidae. The transcript is spliced from 6 exons.
CCUGUUUCACCUGCUCGGCAGGUACCAGACGAUUCAACAUGGAGGACAAACACAAACCUUCGACAUAAACAACAGAAGUAAACUCGUCUAUAUUCUCUGUAAUGUGAUGAGAUAUGAGCUGAACUCGACGAUGGAUUCACACAGAAGCUCGUUUAAAGGAUUAUCGUCGUGUGUUGUGUUUGUUUGCGUUCUGCUGAGUGAUGUGUGUUGCAUCACACUCAAAGCUCCUGCAGAGAUCAGCGUCAUCAGAGGAGCGACAGUGACCCUGUCCUGCACCUUCACCUCCUCCAGCCGGGUCACCAGUCUCAUGUCUGUCGACUGGACCUUCAGACCACAGAGCGGUGGUCCUGCCAAACUGUUUUUUCACUUCUCGUCUCAAGCGUACCCCCCUGAUGAUGAUCAUUUCAGAGGUCGUGUGAAGUGGGUGGGCAGUCCGUCACGAGGUGAAGCAUCCAUUCAGCUUCUGAACACAUCGCUCACAGAUAACGGCACGUAUGGCUGCACCGUACGCAACCCACCUGACAUCCAGGGCAGCCCCGCCCUCACCGUCCUCACCGUCUCCCCAAAGAGAUUGUCUUUGGCGUUCACAGAUGUGGCUGUGCUGCUGGUGUUUGUUUUGGUUCCGUCAGGUCUGAUCACUCUGGUUCUGCUGUGCCGGAUGCUCUGUCCCUGCUGGUCUGUAUCAGACGAAAGUGAUGCUGUGACCCAUCACUCACCCAUCGAGGUCAUCUCUGGAGAGGAGUAUUUUUACAAACAGAAGACGGUUUGCUGCUGUUACUUAAAGGACUCAUAUUAUGAACCCGACUACACGCUACACGAGAAAGAGAUCACCGAGUCACAGUGUUAAAACAUCUCUGUGUUUGUGUUAUCAUGUAUAAAGUUUUGUUGUUGAUCUGUACUUCAUCAUAGACUCAUCCAUAAAAUAUAUUCACAGUCUAGUAUUUUAAGCUUUAGUUUAAUGCCGGUCCUCAGUCUUGAUAAACUUAUGAAUUAUUUCUCAUAACUGCUGAAAAUUUAUUUUUUGUACUCGCCCAUAAACUGCCAUGUUUUGUUAUGCUAAAUGUAUUAGCUGUCUACUGUUGAGGGGCUUUUGUAAUAUGUUCAGCAUUAGGACAUUAUAAUUAAAUCUCAUUUGAAUGAAAGACUGAGUUAAUAAUGCA